GGGACGUGAGGGAAGGUUCCGCCUCCAGGGUAGAAAGGCGCCUGCGCCGGCGGUGCUCCGGUCGGGACGCGCAUAUCUCGCUUCCUCCCUCCCUGACCUGUACGCGGGUGGGCGUGGGAGGAGGCGGGGAACACUGGAGGGGAGCGAGGGGGCGGGUGUCGCGGGAGGGAAGGAGCGAACCGGAGAGCGUCGUCCUGAGAGGAGUGAAGGCGGCAAAAUGGCGGACCGCUUCUCCCGCUUCAACGAGGACCGAGACUUUCAGGGUAAUCACUUUGAUCAGUAUGAAGAAGGACAUUUGGAAAUUGAACAAGCAUCACUUGACAAGCCUAUAGAAUCGGAUAAUAUUGGACAUCGCUUACUCCAGAAACAUGGGUGGAAGCUGGGCCAGGGAUUGGGAAAAUCUCUUCAGGGGAGAACAGAUCCCAUUCCAAUCGUUGUCAAGUAUGAUGUCAUGGGCAUGGGUCGCAUGGAAAUGGAGCUUGAUUAUGCCGAAGAUGCUACCGAACGGCGCCGUGUCCUAGAAGUAGAAAAAGAAGACACGGAAGAACUGAGACAGAAGUACAAGGAUUAUGUUGAUAAAGAGAAGGCAAUUGCCAAAGCGUUGGAAGACCUCAGAGCCAACUUUUACUGUGAACUCUGUGAUAAGCAAUAUCAGAAACAUCAGGAAUUUGACAACCAUAUCAACUCCUAUGAUCAUGCACACAAGCAGGAAGGCACACAGGAUUAUUAUGAAUCUGAGAUAAUAGCUGAUGUAUUGAAAGCAAAUCCUUCUAAUUUGGGAGCCCAGAUCACAAGAAGAUUGAAAGAUCUCAAGCAGAGAGAGUUUGCUCGAAACGUCUCUUCAAGAUCCCGCAAAGAUGAGAAGAAGCAAGAGAAAGCCCUACGGCGGCUCCACGAGUUGGCAGAGCAAAGAAAACAAGCUGAAUGUGCACCUGGAAGUGGUCCCAUGUUCAGACCAACCACAGUGGCUGUAGAUGAAGAAGGUGGAGAUGAUGAUAAAGAAGAAUCAGCGACAAACAGUGGCACAAGUGCCACUGCCACUUGUGGCCUGGGAUCUGAAUUCUCCACAGAUAAAGGAGGCCCUUUCACUGCAGUACAAAUCACUAAUACCACUGGACUGGCACAGUCUCCUGGGCUAGCCUCUCAAGGCGUCAGCUUUGGCAUUAAGAAUAAUCUGGGGACCCCAUUGCAAAAACUGGGAGUGUCAUUUUCCUUUGCCAAGAAGGCUCCUGUCAAACUCGAAUCAAUAGCAUCAGUUUUCAAGGACCAUGCAGAGGAAGGGACCUCUGAAGAUGGAACAAAAGCUGAUGAGAAGGGUACAGACCAAGGACUGCAGAAGGUGGGAGAUUCCGAUGGUAGCAGUAAUCUCGAUGGUAAAAAAGAGGAUGAAGACCCUCAGGAUGGAGGGUCCCUUGCCUCAACAUUAUCUAAGUUAAAAAGAAUGAAGCGAGAAGAAGGAGCUGGGGCUACAGAGCCAGAGUAUUACCACUACAUCCCCCCAGCACACUGCAAAGUAAAACCUAAUUUUCCUUUCCUACUCUUUAUGAGAGCCAGUGAACAAAUGGAAGGUGAUAAUAGUACACACCCAAAGAAUGCCCUAGACAGCAAAAGAAGUAGUUCUCCCAAGCCUAAAGGCUGCAUCAAGGUGGCAGCAAGCCAAGGAGCAGAAAAGACAGUUGGUGAAGUCUCUGAACAGCAGAUGGAAACCAGUGUGGCUGAGCCCUCAGAGCCUGAAAGCAAAGCUGAGACAAAGAAGGCCUCAGGAGGGGAUGUAAGUGAGCAUAGUUUAGAGAGUCAGAGUCAGAAGGAUUCAGAGAUCCAAAUGUGUGAGUCUAAUCCUCCUAAAGAAAUCUCUCAGGCCACUCCAGCAGGGAAAGAAAGCCAAGAGGGACCCAGACAUCCUACUGGUCCCUUCUUUCCAGUUUUAAGCAAAGAUGAAAGCACUGCCCUCCAGUGGCCAUCAGAACUAUUAAUUUUCACGAAGGCAGAACCCUCCAUUUCUUACAGUUGUAAUCCUUUGUACUUUGACUUCAAGCUUUCAAGGAACAAAGAUGCCAGAGCUAAAGGGACAGAAAAACCAAAGGAUAUAGGAGGCUCCUCAAAGGACCAUCUCCAAAGCCUUGAUCCUAGUGAGCCAAAUAAAAGCAAAGAGGAGGGAGAGAAUGUAGAACAUUCUUCAGGAGGCAGAAUAGAUGCACCUGCUCCAGGAUCUGCCUGUAGCGGCCUGAAUAAGCAGGAGCCUGGGGGUAGCCAUGGGUCAGAGACAGAAGACACAGGGAGAAGCCUUCCUAGCAAGAAAGAACGAUCUGGGAAGUCCCACCGACACAAAAAGAAGAAGAAACACAAAAAAUCCAGCAAACACAAACGGAAACACAAGCCUGACCCAGAAGAGAAAAGCUCUAAGGCAGAGUCUGGGGAGAAGUCUAAGAAGCGCAAGAAGCGAAAACGAAAGAAGAAUAAGUCAUCAGCCCCAGCAGAUUCUGAACGGGGGCCCAAACCAGAACCCCCUGGUAGUGGUAGCCCUGCACCACCAAGAAGACGGCGGCGAGCCCAAGAUGAUUCCCAGCGGAGAUCCAUUCCAGCUGAAGAAGGGAGCAGUGGCAAGAAGGAUGAAGGUGGAGGCGGUGGCAGCUCCCAAGAUCAUGGUGGGAGGAAACACAAAGGUGAACCUCCAACUUCAUCCUGCCAGCAAAGAGCUAGCAGCAAACGGAGCAGCCGAUCUAGCCAUCGAAGUCGACCCAGUAGUGGAGAUGAGGAUAGUGAUGAUGCUUCAUCACGUCGGCUGCACCAGAAGUCUCCAUCCCAGUACAGUGAGGAGGAGGAGGAGGAAGAGGAGGAAGAAGAGUCGGGCAGUGAGCAUUCCCGUAGCCGCUCACGGUCUGGCCGGCACCAUUCCUCUCGCCGUUCCUCCCGGCGUUCUUACUCAAGUAGCUCAGAUGCUUCUUCAGACCAGAGCUGCUAUAGUAGACAACACAGUUACUCUGAUGACAGCUAUAGUGAUUAUAGUGACCGAUCACGAAGGCACUCCAAGCGCUCCCACGACUCUGAUGACUCAGACUAUACCAGUUCCAAGCACCGGUCCAAGCGGCACAAAUAUUCAUCUUCUGAUGACGACUAUAGCCUCAGUUGCAGCCAGUCCCGAAGCCGAUCUCGGAGUCAUACUAGGGAGCGCUCAAGAUCCAGGGGCCGCAGCCGCAGCAGCAGUUGUAGUCGCAGCCGGAGCAAACGGAGAAGCCGCAGCACCACAGCCCACAGCUGGCAGCGGAGUCGGAGCUAUAGCCGGGACCGCAGCUGCAGCACCCGGAGCCCUUCGCAGAGAUCAGGCUCCAGGAAGGGAUCGUGGGGUCACGAGAGCCCUGAGGAGAGGCGUUCUGGUCGUCGAGACUUCAUUCGCUCUAAAAUCUACCGCUCCCAGUCUCCCCACUAUUUCCGAUCAGGCCGGGGAGAAGGCUCCGGGGAGAAGAAGAAAGAAGAUGGCAGAGGAGAUGAUGGUAAAGGGAUAGGCCCACCCUCCCAGAACAGCAACACUGGCCCAGGAAGAGGGUCAGAAGGUGACUGCAGCCCUGAAGACAAGAACUCUGUCACUGCCAAACUGCUACUGGAGAAGAUCCAGUCAAGGAAAGUGGAGAGGAAACCCAGUGUGAGUGAGGAGGUGCUGGCCACCCCUAAUAAAGCUGGGCUCAAGCUCAAGGAUCCUCCACAAGGUUAUUUUGGGCCCAAGCUCCCCCCUUCUCUUGGCAAUAAGCCUGUCCUUCCACUGAUAGGGAAGCUCCCAGCUACCCGAAAGCCCAACACCAAGAAAUGUGAAGAGUCUGGCUUAGAAAGGGGGGAAGAGCAAGAGCAGUCAGAGACAGAAGAAGGGCCUCCAGGGAAUAGUGAUGCCCCAUUUGGACAUCAGUUCUCCUCAGAGGAAACAGCUGGCCCCUUAUCAGACCCACCCCCAGAAGAGCCAAAGUCUGAAGAAGCUACUGCUGAUCACCCCGUGGCUCCGUUAGGCACCCCAGUGCACUCUGACUGCUAUCCUGGGGACCCAUCCAUCUCCCAUAACUACCUCCCUGACCCCAGUGAUGGGGACACCCUCGAGUCCCUGGAUAGUGGCAGUCAACCAGGCCCUGUGGAAUCCAGCUUGCUGCCUAUAGCGUCAGACCUUGAGCACUUCCCCAGUUAUGCACCUCCCAGUGGGGAGCCUAGUAUUGAGUCAGCUGAUGGGGUUGAGGAUGCUUCCCUAGCCCCACUGGAAAGCCAGCCCAUCACCUUCACUCCCGAGGAGAUGGAGAAGUACAGCAAGCUCCAGCAGGCCGCACAGCAACACAUCCAGCAGCAGCUUCUGGCCAAGCAAGUAAAGGCCUUUCCCGCCUCGGCUGCCCUGGCCCCAGCCACUCCAGCCUUGCAGCCCAUCCACAUUCAGCAGCCAGCCACAGCCUCUGCCACCUCCAUCACAACUGUUCAGCAUGCCAUCCUGCAGCAUCAUGCCGCAGCUGCUGCUGCCGCCAUUGGCAUUCACCCCCACCCUCAUCCCCAGCCGCUUGCCCAAGUACAUCAUAUCCCCCAGCCCCACCUGACCCCCAUUUCCUUGUCCCACCUCACUCACUCGAUCAUCCCUGGCCAUCCUGCCACCUUUCUAGCUAGCCAUCCCAUCCAUAUCAUUCCCGCCUCAGCCAUCCAUCCUGGGCCCUUCACCUUCCACCCUGUUCCACAUGCUGCCCUCUACCCUACCCUACUUGCCCCCCGGCCUGCUGCAGCAGCUGCCACUGCCCUCCACCUUCACCCACUACUUCACCCCAUCUUCUCAGGUCAGGACCUGCAGCACCCCCCCAGCCAUGGAACAUGAGUUGGGGGAUACGAGCCCAGGUAGGGCCAGGGAAGGUGACCCAUAAAUCUUCCCUUGGGGUGUUGAGCCAUUAAUACCAGCAAGUAGAAGCUGGAAUGGGCAGUGUCUGACAGCCAAAGAAUUGAGUUUUGGCUUGCAGGGGUGGUUUUAGAUUUGAGGUUUGCUUUGGGUUUACUAUCAGGGAUUUUUUUCCCUUUUCCCCUUUCUGUUUGUCCCUCCCUCUCCUGUGUUUCUAAGCUUGGGAACACCAGUAAGUGCUACCCACCCCUCUUUGGCAACAUCUCCAAACUGUUGAGUUUAGAUACUCCCCUCCUCUCUACUUUCUAUCCUCUGCACUUGUCUAUAAAUUUUAAAACAUUUUCCUCCUCUCUGGCUGGCGGGUUUUCCAUCUGGUCCUGCCUUAUCAGUGUCUUUGACCUUGGUGACCUUAUUUAUCCCGGGUGAAGUGGAAAGGGAGUCUGACCUGGAACCAGGUGCCACUCAGGCUGUCAUUCGAUCCACUUCCCACACAAACAGCCACACAUUUGGCACUGUUGUCCUCGUGUUCCUCAUCCCAGAAGAGACAUCUGCAUAUCCCAGAAAAGAAGAUCCUAUCGUGAAUAGAAGCUAUGCGGAACAUAGUCACCCAUGUGCUUCCCCAGAGAGGAGCUCAUGUGUCUGAAGGGUGUAUUUUCUUCUGUCAUGUUGAUGUUUCCUUCUUAAUUUAUAGGAUUUUUUAAUGUAAAAAAUUGCACUGAACUCUAUAAACGUAAAUGCUGCUUUUUGUAGCUCAUAUAAAAAAGGUUCCAUAUUUGUAGUAUACUGCAAUAAUAUUUUUUACAUCCAGCUCUUUAAGUGAUCCUUGUUCUGGUGGCUUUGUGUAAAUAUGUUUGCCCUAGUUGAAUUAAGAAACUUUAAAGGUUAUAAAAUGAAAACAAAAAAAUAAAGUAUUUGUUUUCUGCUAGAUGCAAAAAUGACUAAGCAUGUAUAUUUUAUCAAGCUCAUGUAUUUUUUGAAGUUAUGAACUAUAAAAACGUUAAAACAGAAAAAGGAACGUUGUUUAACAUUCUUUGCAGAGACAAAAUUUGUAGUAAGUGGUGCCCCCAGCACUAGAAUUUUUGAACUAAUGGGCAGCAGUCAGCUGGGGGUGCCAGAGGGAUACUCAGUUACGACAGAGUCUCCCUCACGUGCUUCGCUGUUUUAUACAGAGAAACAGGUGCACCCCACAGAGGAGGAGAGAGAGAUUCAAGAGCUUUAUUCUCUGGAAGCAGUGAGAUUCAGUAUGAUUGUCCUGGGGGAUUCCUGGGUUUCAGGGGUGCCUGUCCCAGGCAGUCCAUUUGCCUUCCUAGUACUUAGCCCCCUCUGACAAAAUUUUUUAAUGUGCCUUUUGGGUUGGCUAGAAACUGAAGUAGAAGUAGACUGGAGGGUGAUAGAGUUGGGACAGUUUUUCCUCCUCCACUUACUGGGAGGUGAGCACAUUUAUAGAUUCUGCAGAUUGUUUUGCUUCAUUGUUUCCAUGCCUUCUACCCAGCUUAGUUUAAGCAGUAAAGAUACCUUUUUUCUUUUCUCCCAUGACACUUAUCAGGGGAAGUACCACCUCAAUUCCUCUUCCUCCUCUUCUUGCGUUUCACCCGGCUCUCAGACCUAAUUAAUACACUGACCCAAAGGUGUUUAUAUUGUAGGUCUCAUCUUCUUUGGUGUAGUUA
Messenger RNA from Delphinapterus leucas (beluga whale), 6516 nucleotides. Lineage: Eukaryota; Metazoa; Chordata; Mammalia; Artiodactyla; Monodontidae. The record is from RefSeq and is a predicted model, not a curated record.